Messenger RNA from Toxorhynchites rutilus septentrionalis, 5303 nucleotides. RefSeq lists its product as uncharacterized. The coding region runs from base 1004 to 4444 and encodes 1146 amino acids. The transcript is spliced from 12 exons. Gene Ontology annotation, molecular function: calcium ion binding. NCBI's taxonomy places the organism in Eukaryota, Metazoa, Arthropoda, Insecta, Diptera, Culicidae. The record is from RefSeq and is a predicted model, not a curated record.
AGCAUCCGCUUGUCGUUAGUCGGUGUUUGUAACCCGUUCGUGAAAUGUCUCGCGGCUCGAGCUGAGGUGUCGAUAGCUGGAUUUGAUUUCACUCUGGAUCAGGAAGGAAUAAGGACGAGUGGUCGAGGGAACGAGUCGUGUGAAGUGGCGGUGGUUUGUUUUGGGGCGAAAUAGAGAGUGAGGGUGGAUAUAUUUUGGCUGCUUCGGAGGACCGGUUUGCUGUAGUGAUUUUUCCUGCGUGUGUUUCCCUCUCGGGGCAGUUUUUCAUGCCUAGGAGUGUAGUCCUGAGUUGGAGAGAUUUUAGCCAGUGACCGUGAGCGGAGAGAAGCGGCUAAGCGGCUCUGAAGAAGAAUGCUGGCAGUGAUAAAUAAUAAAACGUAAACAUAAAUAAAGUGAAAAAGGAUUGCUUGCUCUCCAGUCUUGUGCGGGACGUGAUGUUGAAAGGAUAAAUGGCCGCCUGUGUGUUUUUCUCCGGUGCCAUCUGGGUAACGUUAGGAAGUGGGCGCGCAUGAAAGUGCUUCCGCACGCGGUCGGUACGUUGGAUUUGAGUGUGAUUUUAUGCGAGCUAAAGUGAGAUAAUAGGAUUUGGAAAGUGUUGUAAAUUAGCAGAUUUUACGAUUUGUGUGCUUACUCCUCGCACUCGGAGGAAAUUUAUAUCCAUUUGUUUGUGCAAGAGCGUGUAAUUUUUGGCAUUUGGGCUAGAGAUAAAUUACCAACCAACCCCCCUCGUCACACAAGGAGCAAUGGAAUGUGCAAAGUUUUCCGACCGAAACAGUGUUUUCCGCAUGUGGCAGUGCCAGACAUGGGAAAUGUUCAACUAGGGGGCGAAUCGUGAAUGUCUGUGGUACAAUUUUGCUCGCAUACUUUUAGUGGAUGCGAAACGUGAAUAAUUUGUUUGGAUUUUACUACGACGGGAGGAGCAGCAGUCUAACGUCUGACAAACCAGCAACUGUAGGUUCUGAAACGGACCAUCGACCGAUGGGCCGUAUGUAACCGAAUCACAAUGUCGAGGAUAGUUGGAAUUUUGGUGACGACCUUUCUGAUCUGGAGAUUGGGACUGGCGAACACUAAUAAUCAUCAAUUAUCAUCAUCCCUAUCGUUGCCGGGAUCGGACUCGACGGCGGUCCCCAUCGAGUUCGUUAGGAGCAGUAGGAGCAACGGCAGCACCAUCAGCACCAGCAGUAGCAGAAGAAGCGAUCCCAGGGGCACUUCCCACAGCCAAAGCUGGCAGCAACAUGUGUCCGGUGAAGGAAAAUUAAUAGACAAUAAACUAAGGGACAAACUACUGUCCUACAUCGACACCGGCUCAAGUUUCAGCGGCAGAAGAGCCAAACGAGAGGAUGUUUUUAGCGAAGAUAAGAUAAAUAAUUUCUACGACAAUAUCAUAAAGGAUGAGCGGCCAGCCGAAGGCAUCCCACGCAUCACGGAAGAAGUGCUUCCCAUCCGCAAUUUGACAGAGGAACGAAUCCGAGAAGAAAACGAACUGCUCGAGCAUCUAAAUCGAGAGCCCUUCUCGGACAGUGCAAUCCGAUUGUCGACCGACGAAGGCGGCGACGCUGGUGUCCGGAAUAAGCAUCCGGGCGGAGGCGGCGGCGGCAGCAGUGGCAAAAAGGGUCGCCGAAGAAAAGGUCACAAGAAGAAAAUAAAACGGAUAAAACCGAGCGCUGCCGCCGGCAGCCUGGCUUCCGGAUCAGAUCCGACCAUUACACUCUCGGAAGUGGGGGAUCCGUGGAGGAACGGGGGUGCAAAAAUGACAGACGAGAUAAAUUCCACACUAACCAGCGUAACCAAAUUAUCAUUAAACGAAUCUAAGUCACAAACGCUGGGUCGGAAAAAGCACAGACAGAAGCUGCUGCCGGGGAAGCGGCAAACUUCGCAACCGAGUUCGUCCGCCGAGUCGUCGGAUUCCGAGAUUCCGGGGGCCGACAACAGCGCGGGGAGCAAGGGGAGGGGUCAAAAGUCGCCAAAAAAGAGACAGGACGGAAAUUGGGACAGAAAGGCCGGCCGUGAGCUGCUGGUAUUAAAUGGUGAUGAUAUCCCCGAUAAAAAUAUGCAAACACCAAUUCGAACGGAUCCCGAUCCUGCUGAGAGGGUGGCGGUGAAUCUGCUCGGUUGGAAUUCGCAGACACCAGUGGAGCAGUCUGAUUUUCAAAGGGAUCGGCAACGACGGAAAUUAACACCGGCGGAAAAGAAAGCACGAAAGCAACGACAGAAGGAAUUGCUGAAGUUGGAAAAACAACGGAAACAGGCGAGGCGACUUAUGAGCGAGGAUCUUCUGAUGAUACCCGCCCGGCCCGAGCAGCUGCAGCGACCUCCGCCUGCUUCCGAGAGCCAGACCUCGAGUCCAAGCCCGAAUGGUGCAGUGGCAUCCACCACAGACACGGAUGUGCUACGGGAGGAAUCUGUUUCAUUGCAGCGUGUCAUCAUCUCCGGGGACCUUUCCUGCAUGAAGGGUGACUUUAUUCCGGCGCCUGCAAUUCCCAACGCGGACAUUAAAUAUUUGAGGAACGACCUCUACGGGCUGGAGAAUUCCUUCCUGGAAGCUGAGUAUCACUGUCGGCGGGGCUUCGAGCUGCGCUUCCCCAACGGAAUCGGAAACAAUUCCAACCUAAUUUGCCGGAAAUCCCGCUGGAUUGGCAAGCGGCCGUUCUGCUUGCGGAUUAAAACUUCUCCGACGGUGACGCUUUCGCCAAACGAUGCCACAGCAGCUGGUGGGGAUGGUGCCCAGCCUUAUGGCAAUAACUCAUGCGGAAAGCGACAUAGUUGCCAGCAGGCGUGCUACAUGAAGGAUAAUAGCACCCGUGUUUGCUCCUGCUACAAGGGAUUCCGAAUGGUUGACGAGCGGUGUGUCGAUAUCAACGAGUGCGCCGAAUACGGUGAAGAUCUGUGUGAGUACGGCUGUUCCAACACCAUCGGCUCGUUCGUGUGUAAAUGCCCGAAAGGACUACGUGCCACCGACAAUAACAAGUGCAUGGAUGUGAACGAAUGCUUACUACGAAACGGCCACGGUCCCUGUCAGGACACAUGUAUCAACACUUGGAGCGGGUACCGGUGCAGCUGUGCGGGUCUGUCGGGAACCCGAUUGGCCGAGGAUGGCCACAGCUGCGAGGACAUCGACGAGUGCACUGUCAACAACGGAGGCUGCUCGCACACCUGUCUCAACACUUUGGGGCGGGCAUUCUGCGUCUGUCCCGAAGGCUAUAUGCUGGACGACGAUUGGAAGACUUGCAUUGACAUUGACGAAUGCUCGAAUCAGAAAUCGAUCAGACAGGAGUUCCGCUGCCAUGGAAGUUGCGUCAACACGAUUGGCUCGUACCGGUGUUUCGAUGAGAGCGAACUCGAGGAUGGAGCUGAUCAGGGGGAUUUCGGCAUUGGUAGUGUAGGUUUCCGUAGCCAUGAUGAUGGCCAGCUGGCCAAGCAGUCGGAGGAACUCGAAGAUGAGAACGAUGACACGCUAUGUCCAGCUGGAUACUAUUUCAACACGACAAUGGGCGAUUGCCAAGACACAAAUGAAUGCAGCUUCGAAAACGGUGGCUGUCAGCAUCAUUGCGUCAACAGCGACGGCAGCUUUUACUGCUCGUGUAAAUAUGGAUUCAAGCUCGAUAUCGACAGACAUAGCUGUUUGGUGUUGAACGAUUCGCUGCGGCUGGCGGAUGUGGCCUGUCCACCGCUGUUCCCGCCCCGCCAUGGUUAUCUCGAGUGCAGCAGACCAAUCGAUGAGAUAUCGGACGGACCGAACGGUGGGCGGCUGAAGAUCAUCAACCGACCCGGAAGCCAAUGUAUACUGAAGUGCCCCACCGGGUACCGGCUGGAGGGGAAGUUCUCCAAAAUUUGCGGCACCACUGGCGAGUGGAUCGGGGACGAGAGCGGAUCCUGCAUACGAUAUCCCCAACCCAAGCUGACAUGUCCGCCCAGCAAGAGGGUGGAGCUCCAUCCGAACGACACGGACCACACAACUGUGAAACUUCAUCGGCCCAAAACGGAUGUCAGCUGGGAGCGAGAUAUCGUUGCGGAACCAUUCUGGGCAAAGAAGGAUACCCUUCAGUUGCCGCUCGGGGCGAUUAACAUCAGUUACACCGCCAAACAUCCGGUUUCCAAACUGACCGCCAGUUGUACUUUCACUGUCAAUGUAAUGGUUGGCAGUCCUCCUGUGGUAGAGUUUUGUCCAGAUACGCAAAUCUACACCAUCGAGGGUCGCCAUCAGAGCGUCAAAGCCACCUGGGAGGAACCAAUAUUCUCGGACAACGUCAGUGUCAUCACCAUCACCAAGUCGAAUAGCCCCGGAACGGAUUUCGGCGCCGGUAGCCACCUCAUCACCUACGAAGCCCAUGACGAGGCCGAGUGGAGCUCCAAGUGUGUGUUCAAAAUUGUGGUCAACGUGAGCAAGCGAAAGGACGUUCAACAUUUCCAGCUCCCAAUCCUUUAUAAUCGGUUUUACUUCUAAUUGUGGGAAACCACUAGGAAUUUCCUCCCGCUUGUUUUCACGCUCUUCCCCCCGUCCACAUUCCGUUUUCUUCGACACGCAACUGGCACCGUUUCCCGGCACAAUAAAAGCUGCUUACAUUAACUUUUUCUUUCAUUCCCACCGUCCUCCGGACGGGCAGCCAUUUUCAGCUUUGCUACCUAACUUCCUCCCAUUUCGCUGCCAACCGAGAGAAAAAAAAAGCGUAAAAUCAUUCCAGGGCAAAAAAUAAAACUUUCCGAAAUUGCGAAAAAGUUGAGUUUUGUUUCCGUUAAGGGCCUUUCCCAGCAGCAGCAACAGUAGCAUUAGUAGUAGUUUUAUGCAGGAAACGAUGAGAGGAAAAAAAAUUAACACACAAAAACAUGUCGGAACAUAAAAAGUGAAAAUGGAAACAAUAAUAUAUUGUGCUUGAACGAGCAGAGACAGAAACAAAAAUAAAUCCCAUUUUACAGCGGAAAACCCGAGGUAAAUUAAAAUAAACACUCACACAGACACACAGACAAAGGUAGCAGUUUGUGAUAAGGACUUUUUUGUAAAUAGUAAUUUGUUUAAGAUGAGUGAACGAAAUUACAAUGAAUGACGUAAUCAAAAUCGAACAAAGGAGUAGGAAAAGUUUCAUACCGAAAUGGAGAUUAAAAAUUCAUUGCGUUGACUAAAGUAUUGCCGAUGAACAAUGAAAGGGAUAGAAACAGAUUUGUACGAAUCAGUCAUUGAGAAAAUACCUUAUCAUGAUAGUAGUAAACAAACGAAUCUACCAAAGCUGAAUACAUUUGAUCUUUAACUGUAUGCUUUCAUUUAAACCAGAAACGAAAUAAUAAGAAGAAAAAUGAAGAAUAAAGGA